AUGAGUGCUCUACUAUCAGCAGAUGAUUUAAAUGAUUUUAUAUCACCUGGUGUUGCUUGUAUAAAACCACCAGCAUCAACCAAUACCAAUACCAAUACCACCACCACUGAUUCAUAUAAUGAAAACGGAGAAGUAGAAAUUCAAAUUGAUUCACAAGGAAAUCCAUUAGAAAUAUCGAAAAUUGAUGGUAAACAAAUUCAAACCAAUCAAUUAACUCCAGCACAAAUUUCAUUAGCUGAUUGUCUUGCCUGUUCUGGUUGUAUAACAUCAGCUGAAGAAGUUCUUGUAGCUCAACAUUCUCAUCAAGAAUUGAUUAAAGCAUUACAAUCACCAACCAAAAAUAAAGUAUUUGUUGUUAGUAUAUCUCAUCAAUCACGAGCAUCAUUAGCAAUGGCAUAUAAUGUAACCAUUGAAAUUAUGGAUAAAUUAUUGAUUAAUUUAUUUAUUAAACAAAUGGGAUUUACUUAUAUAAUAGGAACAUCAUUAGGAAGAAAAUUAUCAUUAAUUAAUGAAGCAAAAGAAGUUAUCAAUAGGAAAACUGAAGAGGGACCUAUAUUAUCAUCGAUUUGUCCUGGUUGGGUAUUAUAUGCUGAAAAGACUCAUCCUUAUAUAAUCCCAAAAUUAUCAACUAUAAAAUCACCACAACAAAUUACUGGAUGUUUAUUGAAAAAUUUAACCUGUGAAGCAUUACAAAUAGAUAAAUCAGAAAUAUAUCAUUUAUCAAUUAUGCCAUGUUUUGAUAAAAAAUUAGAAAGUGCCCGACCAGAAAUUUAUGACAAUGAAAAUGAAGAAGAUAAAUCAAUACUGAUUUCUGUUCCUGAUGUUGAUUGUGUUAUAACUGCUAAAGAAUUAAUUACAUUAUUAGAAGAAUGUCCCCAAUAUCAAUUAAUUCCACCACAACCAACACAACCAACCUUAGGUGGUGAUUUGGAUUUAUCGGUAACAGAAAUUUAUAAACAAUAUGCCCCACCCAAUUGGCCAUUUAUAGAAUAUUCAUGGUCAAAUGAUUCAGGAUCAUCAUCAGGAGGAUAUGCUUAUAAUUAUUUAAAUAUUUAUCGAAAUGAUUUAGUAUUGAGAAAAGGUUAUGAUCCAAAUAAAUUUACUAUAAAUUUAAUUAAUGGACGUAAUUCUGAUAUUUAUGAAAUGAGAUUAAUUUAUGAUAGUAAAGAAACAUUAGCUAGUGCUGCUGUAGUUAAUGGAUUUAGAAAUAUUCAAAAUUUAGUAAGGAAAUUGAAACCAAACACUAAUAAAUCAAUGAAUAAUAAGAUUAAUCCAUUGGUAGCUAGAAGAAGAGCAAGAAUGAUCAAUCGAGGUAAAUCAGAAUCCAUUUCUCAAGAAAUUGAAAUUGAAAUUGCUGAUGCUUCAAAAGUUGAUUAUGUUGAAAUUAUGGCAUGUCCAAAUGGUUGUAUUAAUGGAGGUGGUCAAAUUAACCCUCCAACAACCACAACCAUCUCCAAUACAACUGGGUUACCACAAAAAGAAAUUGAAAAACAAUGGAUUAAUAAAGUAUUAGAUAAAUAUAAUACUAUCCCGAUAUUAUUUGAUUUAAGUUUACCAUCAACUUCUUCAUCAUUAGAAAUCAUGAAAUACAUUGAAUGGAGUGAAAAUUUUGAGAAACAUUUUAAUAUUAGUAAUGAUCGAUUAUUUAAAAUAAGUUUUAAUCCUAGAGAAAACAAAUCCACCGGCACCGCCACCACCACUGAUGAUAAUAAUGAUCCUGCUGCUACUGCUUUAUUAGUUGGAUCUAAAUGGUAA
This is a messenger RNA of Candida dubliniensis CD36, 1755 nucleotides long. It is a transcript of the gene NAR1, whose product is annotated as Nar1p. NCBI's taxonomy places the organism in Eukaryota, Fungi, Ascomycota, Pichiomycetes, Serinales, Debaryomycetaceae. Gene Ontology annotation, cellular component: cytosolic [4Fe-4S] assembly targeting complex. The coding region runs from base 1 to 1755 and encodes 584 amino acids. Gene Ontology annotation, molecular function: 4 iron, 4 sulfur cluster binding. The transcript has a single exon. Gene Ontology annotation, biological process: iron-sulfur cluster assembly. The record is from RefSeq and is a predicted model, not a curated record.